AUGUGCACCAUCGCUCCUCGCGCCGCCGCUCCAGGCUUCGGCGCCACCGCGUUCCUGGACCGGCAGCGGGGCGUCGUCGCCGCGGUGGCUCCGACCGCGACUUCGGGCCACAACGCUGGGGAGCCGACACGCGUUAUUGCCCGCGCCUCCGAGGUGUCUACCGCAACCGCUCGGAAGCGUGGCCGCCACGACGGCUUCGAGCACGUCGUCGUCGACCCUGCAGCCUCGUCAGCGCUGCGGAUCCGGAUGGACGCGGAGCUCGUCGCCCUCCAAGGUCUGCUCAAGAGAGCCAAGCUCUUGCCUCGCUCUGCUCCCCCCGCCGAGAACAAGUGCGCACCGCCGCCACGACGAUCGGAGGCGCCUGUGGUGUCGUCGGAAGCAAAGAGGACGACGUCGUCGCAACCCAAGGCAGCAACGGAGGCGGCGUAUCAUCAGACUCAGAUCACGGCACCAGCAGCGAAUUCAAAGCAACAGCAGCGCCCAGCGGCCAAGAACCCGAUCGUUCUGGAAGUUCCCAGCAAGCAGAAGCAGCAGCGACCAGCAGAGACACCAGCAGCAGCGAAGCAGCAGCAGCACCCGGUCCAGCGUGCAGCGGCGGCCAAGACGGAAGUUCCGAAGAAGCGGCGACCGGAGGAGGAGAAGGAGCUUGCGCGCGCAGCCGCAAGGGAGCAGUUCCGGCAGAUGCUGCUGGAGAUGGAGAAGUCGGCGCUGCCCGAUGAGACGAUAUACCCGGAGGACCUACAGGAGCUCGGCAUACCAUUCGAGUUUGUCGUGACUCGGACGUGGAAGCAGGCGCUGGAAGAUCACGCCAAGAAAGUGGAGUUCGUAGGCGUCUAG
Messenger RNA from Miscanthus lutarioriparius, 837 nucleotides. The record is from the annotation of a GenBank genome assembly. Lineage: Eukaryota; Viridiplantae; Streptophyta; Magnoliopsida; Poales; Poaceae.